Molecule: messenger RNA, 1578 nt
Organism: Capronia epimyces CBS 606.96
Lineage: Eukaryota; Fungi; Ascomycota; Eurotiomycetes; Chaetothyriales; Herpotrichiellaceae
Exons: 3
Coding region: 1-1578 (525 amino acids)
Source: RefSeq, a predicted model, not a curated record
AUGGUCGGGGACGAUGGCUUGCCACAAUGGGCGCGGAGUUUCCAGAGCACGCCCAAGGCGCUUUCGGGCGUGCAAGUCGCAUUCCGACGCAAGUCUUCCCAACUGCUCCUCGUCUGCCUCCUCGGCUGUCUGCUCACGCUCAAUCUCGUGACUUGGCGCCGGCCCUGGGCCCGGCCGGCGAACAGUCAGAGUGGUGGUGGUGAUGGUGAUGAUGGCCUCGGCCAGGUCUACAAUAAUACUCUCGGGGUGCGUGGCUCUGAUUCUGACUCUGUCGGCUCUGACUCUGACUCUGACUCUGUCUCUGUCUCUGUCUCAAGCCCGGCCCUGCUCCUGCUGUCUCAAUCCCAACCCUACUCCCUGCUGGCAAGACCAAGACCAAACAAUACUGACGUGCCCUGGCUUCCCUUGGACCAGUUUCAGAAAGUGUUUGCCAUCGGCUUUCCCGAGCGCACUGACAAACGCGAUGCGAAGACGCUUGCAUCGUCCUUCACCGGAUUCGACAUCGACUGGUUGCCCGCUGUGGCUUUCGAGGACGUGUCGUCAAAGGCAGCUCCGCCGACGUGGAGUUUCGAUAAACAGUCGCCGGGGGCCCUGGGGUGUUGGCGAGCCCAUAUGAACGCGCUGGAACAUAUUGUUUCAAACCACAUCCAGACCGCGUUGAUCAUGGAGGACGACGCUGACUGGGACGUGAAUCUCAAACACCAGCUUCUCGAACUGGCCUGGGGAGUGCGGGCGCUCCAACACCAGCACCAGCAACAGAAACAGUCACCGCCACAAGCACAAGCACAAGAUGAUUCAAGAUCAGGAUCUGGAUCAGGCACAUCGACCCAGACCUCAGCCUCACCCUUCGGCCGCGACUGGGACUUUCUCUGGCUCGGACACUGCCGCGUCGGGCCCAGCGACGCCCGGCAAGAGUUCUGGGUGAUUGACGACGACGCGACGACGCCGCCGACGACACACCGGUGGGCCGGGUGGCGCAACCAACACUACCCGGCCGAGGUGCGGCGCAACGGCACGCGGGUGGUGCUGCAGGCGACGGGCGGCAUGUGCCUGUACAGCUAUGCGGUGACGUACGACGGGGCGCGCAAGCUGCUGGCCUCGUUGUCGCUACAGUCGCGCGACAUGGCGGUCGACGCCAGCAUCAGCGAGAUGUGUCGAGCCAAGUUCGACCAGCCGCCUCCGUUCCGCUGCUACGCCCCCUAUCCGCCGCUGCUGUCGAGCCAUCGCGCCGCAGGGCCUCAGUCCAAGGACUCGGACUUGAAUUCCAAGGGCGACAAAUGGCACCACGCCUAUACUUGGGACAUUGUCUACAGCACCAUCAUGAACAUACCGCGCCUGGUCCAGGCCUUGGGCCUCCCGGAGGAAGGGGAUGGGAAUGGGGAUGGCAAUGGGAAUGGGAAUGGGAACGGCGGACUCCUCACAGUCAAGGCCCAGUGGCCCGACGUCGACAUGCCCGAAUUGUCCCUCCACCUCGACGACCUUGCCCUUACCACCAACAAGUCCCCUGCUGGGCCCAGGGGCUACUUGAAGACCAUUGCCGUCUACAACGAGACCAAAAAUGCCGCCGAGCCGGUCUGA